AUGAUUGCAGCGGUGUCCAUUGUAGGCGGAGAGUCAAUGGACCGGGAGCUUAUGGACCCCAGCUUUGACACGAAAACAGAAAACAUAACCGCCAUUGCUGGUGAGACAGCGGAGCUCCGUUGUAUAGCCGAAAACAAGAGAGGAUAUGGUCUGAUAUGGUUAAACCCGCGAAAAACGCUGAUCAGUAAAGACGAGAGCCGCUACAUCGACGACUCGCGCAUCAGCGUGGAGCGCCCGAACAUCCGGUACUGGAACAUCAUAAUCCGCGAGGUGCGCUUCAACGAUAGCGGCGAGUACAUGUGCCAGAUCAACACCAAGCCGGUCCUCAUCAAGAGAAUAAACCUGUUCGUAAGAGUUGCACCGGAGAUUAUAGAUUAUGGGGAGACAAAUUUUGUUUUGCCGGAAGGGGAGACGGUUGAUCUUACGUGCAACGCCACGGGCGUCCCGAUUCCGGUGGUCACCUGGUACAAACAAUUCAAGCCAAUAAAAGACUACACAGACGGUUAUUUUGCAGUUCCGCCAGAAGUGAGCCUUACGAACAAGCGUCUUGGUCAGUCGGUGGGUCGGGAGACUCUCUUAGAGUGUCGGGUUGCGGCCUCCCCACACGCCAACAUCUACUGGACACGCGAACGUCAGGAUCUGCCGCUACACAAAACCAACAAAUACGUUACCAACGUUUAUAAUGACGGCGAGCACGAAAAGACUCUGUCUCUAAAUAUAAUAGAUAUAACUAAGGAGGAUUUUGGAUCCUACACUUGUCACGCGUCCAACAGGCUCGGUCAGGAUAGUGAGACUAUGUUUUUAUAUGAAAAUAUCAAAGUGACUGAACCUACUGUGACCACGCCUCCUUAUAGGACCCAUCAGCCUGUCCGACCGGUCAGUCCCCCUCGUGACAGCAGCUUUGUGAACACCCCUCACUACCAUUCUGGGAACGAUCAGCCUGGUCAAUAUAGCGAAAGCGUGUACUACAACUACAAUUCCAAGAACUCUUCACCAGAACAACUGGUUGCGCAUGCGCGUAUGCUUAUGGGAAUGCUACUGAUAUGGAUUUUAAAACAAAUUCAAACCUUACAAAACCAUUUCUUCGAAAUAAAAUAGUCUUUUAAGAUGCUUUACAAUGUGUAUGAAUACAGUAGGAUAUUAUGAUAAUAUCGGCAAUGUACCAACUUUACUUAUACUACAACAUGAGGUUUGUUAAAAUUCAAUAUUACUGACAAAAAAUAAGCGAACUCUAAAUACACGGACACCAAAACCGUAACAUAAAUUAUCCACAAACACGUAAAUGAUGCACAAAGGCUUUGAGAGAAACCAAAAUAUGUGUAUGUAUACUGCCAAUAUUCGCAGAAAAAUGCAGCAGUGGUCCGAUAGUGUUAAACUAUUGUACACAUCAAGCAAUCGAUUUCGAAGUCACUGUUUUAUCUUACUAUGGUCUUAGUCCAACUUCGAACAAUAGCACUACAAAAAAUGAUUAACAAAAGAUAACAUAUUUAAAAUUUCAUGACGUAUUGUACAACAAGAAUGCCGUAGUUUGUAGAAGAUAAAUGGAUCAAAUGGGCCAAUCGGUAGUCUAACGUUUUUACCGAUAUUAGUAACUAUCACAACCCAAAAAAUUACGAGGAUGGUCGGGGGUUGAACUUAAGUGUUGUUGUCAUGACGGCACAUCAUUGGGUGUAUGAUUUAACCAGUCUGUCUUCUGCGAGUUUCAGAGAGACAAACGCGCAUUAUGUGUAAUAUCUGCAAAUUCAGUAUUAUAUAUUAAACAUUUGAAGUAUAUGUAAUAAGCAAGAUGUUGAAUAUUAGGUCUUCGAAUUAGUAUGUCUGGUAAUCAUUUUAAUUGUGUGUACAUAUUAAUCAUCAUAGUAUCUUUAUAUCGUUUUCUUUCAUCAUGCAUUAUUGUCUUUGAUUUCAAUAAUAACAGCAAUGUAAGUUGUGUUAACAUAAUUUUUAUUAUAUGCGUAUCCUUGUUACGUGUCUAAAUUUAUUUACUACAUUCGUACACUUUCUUUGCCUUUAGCUCAACAUAUCACUCUAUAGUCAUUUAAUAAAAAAGGAUUUACUUUGUGUGAUUGCUCUCAACUCCGUAAUAUCACUUCAGAAAACACAGGCUACAAGCGCGGGGUUGAAUAUAAUUGAGCCGCGUUCGAAGUCCGCACAGGCUAAUCAGGGACGAUACUUUACGCUUUUAUGACAUUUUUCGUUAAAAUAAAGUCUCUUCAUAGCAAAAUUCCAACUUUUGCGUAAAUUGUCGUGCCUGAUUAGCCUGUGCGGACUGCACAGGCUUAUCUUGGAGGACACUUUACGCACAUGCAUUAAGCCCAGUUUUCUCAGAACGCGGCUCAAAUAUUGUGUUGAGUGAAACUAUUUUUGCGAUCGCUCCGACUACUUUAGUUUAUAUUUAAAGGAAGCAUGUUUUUUAUGUAUUUGUUAUUCAUUAUAAUGCGUAUUUUCUCAUGUGUUAAUGUGUACAAAAUUGGUGUUAAAUUGCUUGAAUAUAUUGGUUUGCAAUUAGUAAAUUCAAAUACAAAGCAAUCUCGUUAGCAUAUUUUAAUUAAUAAUGAUAACUGCGUUACCAUUGUAAUCAACAUAAUAUUACACUAUUGUCUAUGAUCAUUUAAAAAAAUUGUUUACGACGAAGUUGUGAAACAUACCCGUACGCAUUGCAGUGUUGUGUAUGAAAAAAUGAUUUAUGUGUUUUAUUUAACAUGCACGUUGUAAUACUUGUUUCAAUAUAAAUAACUAUUAUUUAAUGUAUAGCUUCUACAAUCUUAUAUAAAUACAUGAUCUUAGAUUUUAAGUAAACCGUCUAUGUAUCAUUAAUAGUCAUUUUAUUCCUCUUAUUUUUUGUAAUUAG
Messenger RNA from Dreissena polymorpha, 2851 nucleotides. Its product is annotated as limbic system-associated membrane protein-like. The record is from RefSeq and is a predicted model, not a curated record. The coding region runs from base 1 to 1098 and encodes 365 amino acids. NCBI's taxonomy places the organism in Eukaryota, Metazoa, Mollusca, Bivalvia, Myida, Dreissenidae. Gene Ontology annotation, cellular component: neuron projection. The transcript has 6 exons.